Echinostoma caproni is the source of this 1758-nucleotide messenger RNA. Lineage: Eukaryota; Metazoa; Platyhelminthes; Trematoda; Plagiorchiida; Echinostomatidae. The record is from the annotation of a GenBank genome assembly.
AUGCAUGCGAAUCAGCAGCCUUUGGCUUCAACUACUUACGCCUUUGGACCUGCCGGAUUACCUCAAAGGCAUGUUCAGAUAGUGGACCCGAGCGCAAUGGCUGUCACGUCAGAUGCUCAGGGUCAGAUUAUCUACGGGGCCGUCUCGUCCUCGGGUGUUGUUCCUGCCACUCAAUUUAUUCAAACAUCUAAUGACAGUGCCAUUUAUACUCAGCCUCCAGUGGUAUUACCCCAAGAUAAUUCACAAACUGACAUGGAGAUUGAACCGAUCGAUCUCGAGGAGGUGCAAAAAAUACAAGCGCGCAUGCCGGCCGCAGAUCCCACUGCCCCCAUUGGUUCCAACAAAAAUCCCAUACGUAUCAUUCAACAAGGAAAUCAGUAUAUCACUACUCAGGACGUUUCGGACGAACAUUUGCAGCAGAUUAUUCAAGUUCUGACAAACCAGGCUCUCAUUUCAAGUAGCGGCUCACGCCCAACCAAGCGUCGGCAUGAUGAUAUCGCAAAUUCUUCCCUCCGCGUGGACCGAACAAAGGCGGCACAGGCUGCACGUGCUGCUCUUCGGAACCGAACCCCUGGGAAAUCGAAUAGUAAAAAACGUCGAAAGAAAGGUUCCGAUGAAGAUGACCCAGAUUUUGAACCGGAAGUGCCCGAGGAGGAGAUACUUCCCUUCCCUUUGGCUCGGCGCACUUCUGCCUCCGGUCGUGUGUCGAAACCACCGAAACACUUAGUAAAAGACUACAAACAUUUGCGGUUGGAGGACUUGACUGUAAAGCCGGAAUCCAGUGAGGAGGAUGAGCAUUCAGACGGUGGUUACUCGGACUACAUCAAUGAUGGCGGAACGAAAUAUCCAUGCCCUUCUUGUGAUAAAGUCUACAUGUCCCGGUCUGGAUUGAAUAGACAUCAAAGCUCCGUGCAUGGUGUCACUCAGCAACAAUCGAAACCUCGCCCUAUCAAUCCGUAUGUGGCUAGUAUGCGACGUCGUACGAAACUGAAGGAGGCGGUUGCCGAGGCUACUGACGAUGAUCUGAUUGAAUUUGUGGCUCCACGAUUGUCAAAAUUAAUCAGUCCAUGGGAUCAUCUGUUGUUACGCAGUGAAGAAGGUGACCCACCCCUACCACAAGUACCACGAGUGGUGCUAGACUAUUUGAAUCUGGUUGAGCGUGCACGUGCAUUUCUCGGAGAUCAGCUGGAGUUACGUCAACCAGUGCCCAAGAAACGCAAAUCAGAAACAAAGAAGGAAUCCUCGAAGGAAGAAGCUAACACCGAGAACGUAGUCGAAAGUGAACACUCUCAACCAGAUGAUAAUGCAACCGAAACGUCUUCAGCAGCCGUGGAAAAUGGUGAAAAUAAAAUUGAAAAACUUGAACAGUCUACUGCCUUGGGCCUACCCUGUGGAAAGUACAUUGUCAAGGAGCCUCUUUGCGAGGACUAUUUACCGCGACGGUUCCGUUCUGCCUUAGCCACCCUUCGAGCACAAGCGUCCUCGGUCACUGCCUCGGCGGGUGAGUCCUCGGCUGACGUGACCAACGAAACACAUUCCGCUCCCAAACGGCGUGCCCUGGUCGCAAUGGAGACGGCCGAGGAUGAUGAAGUCGGGGCCACACUACGCAGCGAUCCACAAACCGAUGAGGAUGCGUCUAGAACCGGAGCGAUGGCAACGACCACCAAUACCUCAACCACCAGUGGUGAUAACCCGGCCCAAGGUGGUGUCCUAACACUUGGGGAUGAGUUGGUAAGUUUUUUCCGUAGAACAUUUUAA